GUUAAUACCACCUUGCAGUUUACCAUAAAUUGUGCUGCUGCCGUUUCGCAAACAUUCUCAGGUGAUUUAGCAGAUACUGUGAACAAGAACAAUUGCGAAGGAAAAUGGCAUCAAUUUGUUAGCACUAGAAAAAAAUAUACUCGGGCCUCGCUUCUUAGGAAUAGUAACCAACAGCAGGUACUGCUAUUCAUUUACAUUUCGUUUGACCAAAAAGACGCGACGGAAUGGCGAAAAGUGCGAAGGUGAAGGGCGCCAAGCGCACGGUGGUGGUGAAGGCGAAUGAGAAGGCGGUGAAAACGAAAACUGCCGGAGGCCAGAAGCUGAAGAGCAAUAAGCAGCAGACCGCGCCCCUCUCCAAGCAGCUGUUGGCCGACAAGAGUUUCGGGCAGAAUUUUCUGAAGAACCCGGGGAUUCUGGAUAAGAUCAUGAAGGCGGCGGACGUGCAGGGCUUCGAGAUCGCCUACGAGAUCGGCCCGGGUACGGGGAACCUGACCUCCCGACUGCUGAAGGAGGCCAAACAGGUGAUCGCGCAGGAGAUCGACCCGCGCAUGGUCGCCGCGGUGCAGAAGCGGGCGCAGGCGGAGAACCAGAGUCACAAGUUCACCAUCAAGCAGGGGGACUGUCUCAAGGCGGACUGGCCGCCCUUCCACGUGCUGGUGGCGAACCUUCCCUACCAAAUCUCCUCGCCGUUCACGUUCAAGUUGCUGGCGCAGAAACACAAGUGGCGUUGCGCCGUCAUCAUGUUUCAAAAGGAAUUCGCGGAGCGCCUGGUCGCGCAGCCAGGAGAAAACUUCUACGGCCGGCUGGCUCUCAACUGCAGGCUCUUUGCCAAGGUAACUUCGACUUUGCUGUAGUGCAUUUUUAUUUUUUCGUUUUGUUUGGUGUCACUCUCACUCCGCCUGGGUCAUGCAGAAAUCCACCAGAUGCAUUUAUUUCCGGAGAAGUUUCUUGGUGCAUUGUUAUUGUUGUACUUGACAACUUUCAGGGAACUUUGAGGUACAAAAUUUCUACAGGUGCAGCGCGUGUGCAAGGUGGACCGGAAUUCAUUCACGCCGCCACCGAAGGUAGACUCUAUGGUGGUGAAGUUUGUGCCGGUGGAUAGACCGAUUGACGUGGACUUUAAGGAGUGGGACGGGAUGCUGCGGGUCGCCUUUUCUCGGAAGCGCAAGACCUUGGCCGCCAGCUUCCGGAACAAACCGAUCUUGAAAAUCUUGCAGCAGAACUUUCUGGCGCUCUGCCAGCAGAAGGGCGUGCAGAGCGAAGGUGCCAUUCUGGACCUGCUGAGAAAAGAGAUCACUGCCGUGGCGGAGAAGCAAAAUAAAUCACCUAACACCCAGAGUGCUAGCGGGCCCCGUGCUGGUUCUUCGAGCGCAAGCAGUACCAGUGGGCUGAAUUUCUUCGAAACUACGACAUCCACCACGCCAGCUGCGUCGACGGCUCUUGCGGCACCGACCUCGACCGCCACAGCGACCCCACCAGCAACGUCUUCUACUUCUUUCUCGAGCGGUCUAUGCCUCAGUCUCGGGGGGUCUUCGACAGCCGCAAGUUCCAGCAAUGCCCCCGUCAAGCUUGCGAUGAGCACCGGAACUGAGGAAGCUAUGGACGUCGAUGGCGCAAGUUGCGAUCCGAACCUCAGUGGCAAGAGCGCAAGUGGUGCGGCAAUAAAUCCAGACGACGCGUCGAGUUCUCCGCCGCAAAAGAGAAAAGCCCGGGGGCGGGACCGCGCCGCAAAGAAGGUGCAGCAGCACGACGACUCCACGGAUGACGACGCUCCGGCAUGGAAGCAAAAGGUGAAAAAGCCAAAGAACACGAACCGGCCCGGACACCAACUGCAGCGGGCUGCGGACGGAGCCCUGGUUUAUGCCGCCACCGCCGCCCACCAGGGUCUGCAGCUGCUUCAGGAGGCCGAAGAGCAGCGAAAAAACAGUACCUCCAUGGUCAUUUCUUCCGCGUGGCAAAAAGAGCACUUUACGAAGGUGUUCUCCGCCUAUUGCGUCACGGUGCUGGAGGAUUCAGGCGUGGCCAACAAGCGCGCCAUCACCCUGGACUUGAACGAAUUUCUAGCACUUCUGCUCGCGUUCAACCGGCGCGGAAUCCACUUCUCGAACGUGACGGACGGCACCGACGUCGCUAUGGACGAAGAGGACGAGGAGGAUGACGAUGAUAUGGAGCUGUAAGUUUUGUUAUGGUCUUUAAACGCAGGGCCAAAAGCAAAACUGUAGAUUCCUGCUCUGAGAUGCAAUUGACGACUUUUCUUGAAAUAAACUUCUUUUACUUCCGAUCGCCAGGCGUGAUGAUCAUGUAAUUGCUGCGCUGGAUGCGAUGCAAGUUGAGGAGACAUCAUGUUGUUCAAGGAGACUGAGUCCGUCUGUGAUUCGGCGAAAUAUUGCU
This is a messenger RNA of Amoebophrya sp. A120, 2391 nucleotides long. NCBI's taxonomy places the organism in Eukaryota, Dinophyceae, Syndiniales, Amoebophryaceae. The record is from the annotation of a GenBank genome assembly.